AGUAUGUAUUUUAAAGGUGUCAGUUGUCCAUAAAAGUAGACCAAAGCUAUAUUUCCAAAGCUGUCAUCAGACGGCUGUCGUUGACAGCUAGCUUGCUCUAAAAACAACAUUCGACAGCCAUGAAGACGCACUGACGGUUUUUAGCUACGCCGGUCGCUGUCCAAGGUGCUGAAUCGUGAUGCAUUUCGUAGAUGGAUGGCAACUGGCGUUCGUGACAAGACGAAAAUUGCCAAAUAACAUGCUAAAUUGACAAUAGCCUACUCAGAAUAUUUUUCCAGAUCUGUGUGUGCUGGGACCCGAUGUCGUCGUGGAGAGAGAGACUAAAAGCAUGAGCACCCAGUGAGCCAGUGAGACCAGAUCGCAAGACAGACUCACGUCUUUGACAUCCCCCCCCCCACUAUCCGUUUUUAUUUCAAUAGACACCCCAUUAGGCAUCAUGACAUCCUCUAUGCUACGCCGACAAUUGAAGAACCUCGUUCAAAACUUCUCUGAGGCUGAGGUCAAGGUGAGGGAGGCCACCUCCAACGACCCGUGGGGUCCCUCUAGCUCGCAGAUGGCUGACAUCUCAGACCUCACCUACAAUGUGGUGGCCUGCAAUGAGAUCAUGACCAUGCUGUGGAAACGCCUCAAAGACGAUAAGAACUGGAGGCACAUCUACAAGUCAUUGACUCUGCUGGAGAACCUAUUAAAGACGGGCUCAGACCGCGUUCUGAAUACGAUGAAGGACAACAUCUACAUUGUGAAAGCGCUAACAGAGUUCCGUUUCCAAGACAAGGAUGGGAAAGAUCAGGGGGUGAACGUGAGGGAGAAGGCCAAGGUAGUACUGGUUCUUAUGGAGGACGAUGAGAAACUAAAGGAAGAGCGAGAGUUUGCACUCAAGACCAGAGACAAGAUCUCAAAGAACGCCGCUGCCUCCUCGGACGACCCCAACGACCCCAAGGACCCCAACUACAAGCCAGUGUAUGUCCCAGGAGCCACCGGGCUCCCCUCCCUUGCCAACAUCCCAUCUGUGGCUGAUCUUGCCGCCAGCUUUGAGGCCAAGAAGCAAGAAAAACUGAGACGAGAGGCCCAGAAAAAAGAGGAGGAACGAAGGUCAAAGAUGACCAAGGAAGAGCUUGAAUGGGAGGAUGCCGCCAAAGCAGGAAAGCCUAAGGUUGCUGAUGGCUUUGGCGGGGCAGAUGAACCAUCAGAGGACGAUGCAUGGGGCGCAGCAGCCAAAGCACCCGCUCCUGAUCCUUGGGGGGGUGCGCCCAAAGCUCCAUCCGAGGAUGCAUGGGGUGGAACAUCCAAAGCUCCAUCCGAGGAUGCAUGGGGUGCACCAUCUAAUGCUACAACAGAAGAAGCAGAUCCUUUUGCGGCGCCAGCCAGUGCCCCAAUAGAUGGUUCAGAUCCUUUUGCUGCGCCAGCCAGUGCCGCAAUAGAUGGUUCAGAUCCUUUUGCGGCGCCAGCCAAUGCCCCAAUAGAUGGUUCAGAUCCUUUUGCGGCUCCAAAAGAUGGUUCCGAUCCAUUUUCGGCACCAUCUAAAGUUGAAGCUGAUCCAUUUGGGGCACCAAAAGAUGAUCCAUUUUCAGCACCAUCCAAUACACCAAAAGGUGGUUCUCAUCCGUUUGGGGCACCAAGAGAUGAUCAAUUUUCGUCACCGUCCAAUGCACCAUCUAAAGUUGAAGCUGAUCUGUUUGGGGCACCAAAAGAUGAUCCAUUUACGGGACCAUCCAAUGCACCAUCUAAAGUUGAAGCUGAUCCGUUUGGGGCACCAAAUGAUGAUCCAUUUUCAGCACCAUCCAAUACACCAAAAGGUGGUUCUGAUCCGUUUGGGGCACCAAAAGGUUAUCCAUUUUCAGCACCAUCCAAUACACCAAAAGUUGAUUCUGAUCCGUUUGGGGCACCAAAAGAGGAUACAUUUUCAGCACCAUCCAAUACGCCAAAAGACGGUUCAGAUCCCUUUGGGGCACCAAAAGACGGUUCAGAUCCUUUUGAGGGCCCAUUGAAUGUCCCAACGAAGGGUGCUGAUCCUUUUAGUGCACCAUCCAGUCCAAAAACCGAUGCUUCAGACACGUGGGGUGCUCCAUCUAAUCCACUGUCCGAAAAGAAGGCUGAUCCCUGGGGAGACGAGGGGACCACAGCUGCCUCUCCCCCCACAGAUCCAUUUGGUGAUGGCUCGAAGGCUGAUGGUGACGCAUGGGGACCAACAGCAUCGUCUCCGCCCACCGCCAGUGACCCUUGGGGUGCACCUGCAGCUCCCACCGACACAGCAUCCACAGACGACCCCUGGGGAGAUGGAGGGGCUUCCACCACCUCAGACGCUAUGAACUCUGACCCAUGGGGAGCUCCAAGUAAUGGCACAGACAAUGGAGCCACAGCGGACGAAGACAACAAAUCGCCAGCUUCCUUCCAUGGUGCCGGCGCUUCGCUCGUGGACGUGGGCUCAGUCCUUUCCCCCCAAACCCAACCCCCCCCGCACCAAGUAACAAAGUAAGGACGGGUAAACGAGAGACCAGACCCUGAGAGAGAUAGACAGAGAGAACCAGAGGGUGAAUAUGAGAAGUAUAUUUAUGUUCAUUUAAAGCAGUGUUUGUGAUUCAGUGUUUUCACUAGGCCUUCCUCCCCCCUAUAGUGCAUAACUGUUGUGUGGGUCAGUAUCGGUAGUAGCCAUGCAUAGAUUUUAGAGAUGUAACCUUUUCACUCCUCUCUCUGUUCUAUACUCUCUCUUGGAAUGCUCUGUACUGUAUAUCUGUCCUCCCUCCCUUGCCCCAUUUUCUUUUGCUUUUCCUAAUUUCCUAGGCGUUUUACAAGGCUCAGGCAUGGCUGGCCCUAUGGGCAGAGUCACAUCCAUUGCUGGAGUGUCUCGUACUACAAUCUCCCCAAACUCCAGCCUUUUUGGUUCCACCCACAUGUCCUACGGUGUUACCCGCCUUUGGGUCCCACAACCCCUUGCUGGGGCCUCCUUUAACCCAGCUAUCAUCCCAUUCCCUGGGAAUGCCUCAUCCUGGCCUGGCAAUGCCUGAAAUGGGACCUCAGAUGGCAUGCCUCUGUUUUGGAGCUGGGAUGGUACAACCCAAUUGUCUGGGUUGGGUUCCUCAGGCAGGACACGCUGCAGUGGAGCUUCCACUCCUCAAAUGGGAGGGUGGUCCCUUUGCAGUGACACAUGAUUUUAGACACCAGAAUGGGAGAUCCUCCCCAACGGAACAACAAUCCUAUACUUUUUUGAAACGCUACAACCUGUCCAGCUCACCUUCCUCAACCCCAAUAUCUGCAAUGGUUAAUAUAUAUAAUGUACAUGUCCAAUGUAAGUGUAUGCAAUAAUAUGUAAGAAAUGAAACGAGACAAAAUAUAAGUAUCUCAAAAUAGUUUUUCCAAGAAAAACAUUCAAUUUUGGUUGAUUCGAUGUUCAUUUCGGUUCUUUCAAGAGUGGGAAGCUGAGAUGGGGCCGUAGGAGUUAGUUCCAUUUAGUCCUUCUGUGAUUUUGUUCUUGUGCUGUGAUUUUUCAAUUAGACUGGUUAUUAUCAAUGCUCACCUUCUCUAUGCUUGACUCAUGAGGCUCUGAGAUAGGUGGAUGGAGGGUUGAGAAGACCUGAUGAAUCAUUACAGUAGUCUACAAUGGAACAUGUACACAGAAAGAACAGGAUGUCAGUAGAGCUGCUAUCCGGAGGUGUGUGUGUGUGUGUGUGUGUGUGUGUGUGUGUGUGUGUGUGUGUGUGUGUGUGUGUGAGAGAGAGAGAGUUUUGUGUGGAGGUGAGAUCCUUGAGCAAAAGUAACUUAUUUUGUGAUUUUUUUUUUAAAAGUACAAUUGUAUCUAUUUAUUCAUUUACUUAUUAGCCUAUUUACUGUAUUUAUUAAUUCAAUUAUUUGUUUGUUUCUUGAACACUUUGCCUCCGACAGAUACUUUCAAAACAAACUAGAGCCAUAUUCAAAUUCAAUCAUCUCACAUUACUGACAGCAAGCAUCAAAGUGGUCAUUGUCCUGUGGGUUUCUUUAGUUGACCAUUGACUUUAGUUGGAAAAGGUCAUAUCCAGUUGGAUAGAACCCAUAAUCAUCCACAAGUACUUAUUUACUUGUGUUUGGGAACAAACAGAUUGUGUACAAAUGAAAGCUGAAUUUGUCAUCUUUUUUUCCUGUCCUUGCGUGUGUUGUUGAAAACUGUGUCUCAGUCAGUUGAAAGUCUUUUUGUCAAAUAUUUGUAUGACAAGACAACAUCCCAUGCACACGGUAUUGUUAUGUUUAUCUAUUCAGUGAGUUUUCAUCGUAAGGCCUAUGAAUCCUACGGGAUGCUUGUCAUUCUGUGUUUUGCGUUUCCUCUUUGGCCUAAAAAAAAACAGUUGAAAUACUACAACACGGUACACAAAAUGAAAAUGAAUUAAUCUGAAUCGUAGUGCAAAAGGAUUAGUGUUGUUACGAUAAUACAUUUUAUCGUGGCUACUAUUAUCAUUUAAUUCGUAUGAUAUACUUUUUUUUAUUUAUGUCAAGGCUGUGGUGGAAACUGUGACAGUAACACAUUUGAGAAAUAAAGUUAUUCAAUACUUGAGAUCUCAGAUC
Messenger RNA from Oncorhynchus keta (chum salmon), 4533 nucleotides. Its product is annotated as epsin-1-like. Gene Ontology annotation, biological process: endocytosis. The coding region runs from base 437 to 2476 and encodes 679 amino acids. Gene Ontology annotation, molecular function: clathrin binding; phospholipid binding. The transcript has 10 exons. Gene Ontology annotation, cellular component: endosome; plasma membrane; clathrin vesicle coat. NCBI's taxonomy places the organism in Eukaryota, Metazoa, Chordata, Actinopteri, Salmoniformes, Salmonidae. The record is from RefSeq and is a predicted model, not a curated record.